AUGGACCUCUUCCGACGAGCCGGGAAGUUCAUUCCCUCUGUCGGCCCGCCGCUGCCCAUCGUAGAGGAGAAGGACAAGCCGCGCCGGCUAACAUGGACAUCGCGUCUGGCAUACCUACGCCGCCCGCUGCGCCUACGAAAGGGCUCCAGCAUUACCGUGCCGCUGGGCGUUGUCAUCCUGUGCCCGCUAGCCGUCAUCAUCUUCGUUUUGGUGCUCAUCGUCCGGCAUCCCAACUCCGGCGGGAGGAUAUUGAUUCCUGCGGGGGCGCCGCCUGCAAUAAGUGAAAAAUAUGACAAGGUCUUCGUCACGGGUUGCCUGGAGCCCGACACGUCGAAGCCCCGCGCUAACGCCGCCUUCGUCGUGCUGGCGCGCAACAAGGAGCUCGACGGCGUCGUCCAGUCGCUCAAGUCCAUUGAACGCCACUUUAACCGCUGGUACCACUACCCCUACGUCUUCCUGAACGACGGCGACUUCGAUGACCACUUCAAGGAGACUGUCCGCAACUACACCAGCAGCUCGGUCGAGUUCGGCAAGGUCGGCCCCGAUAUGUGGGGGUACCCCGACUGGGUUGAUCCCAAGGUGGCCAAGGAGGGUAUCGCCAAACAGGGUGAUAAUGCCAUCAUGUAUGGCGGGCUGGAGAGCUAUCAUUUUAUGUGUCGGUUUUACUCGGGCUUCUUCUACAAGCACCCCCUGCUGGCCAAAUACGAGUGGUACUGGCGUCUGGAGCCCGAGAUCAAGUACUUCUGCGACAUCACCUACGACCCCUUCCUGAUGAUGAUUGAGCACAACAAGACGUAUGGCUUCACUAUCGCCGUCAAGGAGCUUCGAGAGACUGUCCCCAACAUGUUUCGCUACGCCUCGGCCUACAAGCGAAUGAACAACCUGACCUCCCAAGGCCUCUGGGAGAUGUUCAUCGAGCCCAAGCCCGAGAAGCCCGCCGAACCGCAGCCGCCGACGGGCAUUCCCGAGGAGAUUCUCCGCAGUGAGCCCGGCCGCAACGGACCCCCCGAGAUUGACUAUGAGGCCAUGGAGGGUGAAAAGUACAACAUGUGCCACUUCUGGUCGAACUUUGAGAUUGCACGGUUGGACUUUUUCCGAUCCAAGGCGUACGAAGACUUCUUCCAGAUGAUGGAUCGGAGUGGUGGGUUUUGGAUGGAGCGGUGGGGUGACGCCCCAAUCCACUCCCUCGCCCUCGGCGCCCUCCUCUCUCCCAAGGACAUUCAUUACUUCCGCGACUUCGGCUACCGCCACACCACCAUCCAGCACUGUCCUGCCAAUGCGCCGGCCCGCCAGCUGCCGCGCCCGCCGUACCUCGAAAUGACGACGCUGGACGAGAAGAAGCGUAUUGAGGAGGACCAGUACUGGGAUGAGAUUGAUCCGCCGAAGGAGAAUGGUGUCGGCUGCAGAUGCCGGUGUGAUACAGAUAUUGUCGAUGUUGAGGGCAAGGAGGGAAGUUGUCUUGCUGAAUGGGUGCAGGUUGCUGGUGGCUGGGCUAGUCCUUGA
Messenger RNA from Thermochaetoides thermophila DSM 1495, 1503 nucleotides. Its product is annotated as alpha-1,2-mannosyltransferase-like protein. Gene Ontology annotation, cellular component: Golgi apparatus; membrane. NCBI's taxonomy places the organism in Eukaryota, Fungi, Ascomycota, Sordariomycetes, Sordariales, Chaetomiaceae. Bases 1 to 1503 code for a protein of 500 amino acids. The transcript is spliced from 5 exons. Gene Ontology annotation, biological process: cell wall mannoprotein biosynthetic process; protein N-linked glycosylation. The record is from RefSeq and is a predicted model, not a curated record. Gene Ontology annotation, molecular function: alpha-1,2-mannosyltransferase activity.